Molecule: messenger RNA, 1565 nt
Organism: Aspergillus aculeatinus CBS 121060
Lineage: Eukaryota; Fungi; Ascomycota; Eurotiomycetes; Eurotiales; Aspergillaceae
Product: putative tetracycline-efflux transporter
Exons: 1
Coding region: 132-1565 (477 amino acids)
Biological process (GO): transmembrane transport
Cellular component (GO): membrane
Molecular function (GO): transmembrane transporter activity
Source: RefSeq, a predicted model, not a curated record
CCGCAACACAAAUGGUGGAAGGCGAGCGUAAGUGAUUGAUACGCUAUAGCCCCCGCUAUAUCCUGCCAAGCCUUCCCUUGCUAACCGUCAUUGAACAGGUCUUCCGGCUCUUCCCCUUUCUGAUCCUCUACAUGCUGGGGUUCGGGGGCACGGCGGUCCCCAAGAUCAACCUGAUGGUGACGCUGGUGUGCAAGGACUACAUGGCGAAGAAAGCCAGCCAGAACCCCGGGUUCACGUACCUGCCGGUGAUCAUCGGGAGCGACAACGCGCAGUGCCAGAUCCCGGAGGUGCAGUCGCAGGUGGCGCGGUUCCAGCUGUACUACAACCUGGUGGCGGGGAUCCUGUCGGCGCUGGUGUGCCCGCGGCUGGGCCACCUGUCGGACCGGCACGGGCGGACGCGGGUGAUCGCGCUGAGCACGCUGGCGACGGUGGUUGGGGAGGCGAUCACGCUGUUCGUGGCGGCGCAGCCGGACCUGGUCUCGGUGAACGUGCUGCUGGGCGCGGCGUUCGUGGACGGGCUGGGCGGCUCGUUCACGACCAUCAUGGCGCUGACGGCCUCGUACGCGUCGGACUGCACGCUGCCCGCCCACCGCAGCGUCGCCUUCAGCUACCUGUACGGGGCGCUGUUCUCGGGGCUGGCGGCGGGCCCGCUGCUGGCCGCCGUCCUGAUCAAACGCACCGGCCAGGUCCUGGACGUCUUCACGGCCUCGCUCGUCCUCCACAUCCUCUUCCUGGUGACCAUCCUGCUCCUGGUCCCGGAAUCCCUCUCCCCCGGCCGCCAGGCCGCCUUCCGGGACCGCCACCGCAAGCACUUGCACGACCAACCCCCGAAACCCAUCUGGGACACUCUGAACCCAAAACACCUCCUCACCCCGCUCGCCGUGCUCCUCCCGCCCGUCGGGCGACCGAGCCCCCUCUUCCCCAACGCGGGGGGCGCCACCCCGGCCCUCCGCCGGAACAUCAUCCUCCUCACGACCCUAGACACCCUCGCCUUCGGCGUGGCCCUCGGCUCGGCGCAGGUCAUCAUCAUGUACGCCGAGUACAAGUUCGGAUGGGGCAACGUGGAGUCCAGCCUCUUCAUCUCCAGCAUCAGCAUCAUCCGCGUCCUAAACCUCUUCGUAAUCUACCCCAUCAUCACCGCCAUCUUCCAACCUCCCCAAAACCCCCACAACCCCGCCGCACAAAAGAAAAUCCCCGGCUCCUCCCCCUACGAGAUCAGCCUCAUCCGCAUCUCCAUCCUCCUCGACACGCUGGGCAAUAUCGGCUACGCCCUCGCCUUCAACGGCGCCCUCAUGACCUUCUCGGGCGUGGUCCUGGCGCUGGGCGGCAUGGGCGUCCCCACGCUGCAGUCCUCGCUGACCAAGCACGUGCCCCGCGAGGGGCUGGGCCAGAUCCUCGGCGCGAAGGGGCUGCUGCACGCGCUCGCGCGCAUCUUUGCCCCGACCGUGUGUUCGCUCAUCUACAGCGUCACCGUCGGCCGGUUCACCCCGGCCAUCUUUGUGGUGCUGGCGGCGGUGUUUGGGGCCGCGUCGGCGGCGAGCUGGUGGAUUCGGCCUUUCGGUUAG